Molecule: messenger RNA, 261 nt
Organism: Iphiclides podalirius (scarce swallowtail)
Lineage: Eukaryota; Metazoa; Arthropoda; Insecta; Lepidoptera; Papilionidae
Source: the annotation of a GenBank genome assembly
AUGCCUGACGUUGAGCACGGCAGCAUCCAAUCUGGGAAAAUUUUUGAUUCAACAUUUAUUGCGAUGGCGAUGUUUCUGAAGUUAUCCUUCCUAAUCACGUGUUUUGUAAUGGUUAAUUGCAAACCGAGGAAAAGUUAUGAGAAGACUGUGUUACAUGUCAAAGUGAACAAUGAUGGAAUAGUUAAAACUGUGUCAAGUAGUCAAAUCACCACAUACAGCUCCUUUGGGAGCUUCGGUGGUUUCGGAGUCGCUAGAUCCCCG